AUGCCUCUUUCAUUCCCCAUCUUCACUGAUUCUCCAGAAGUCCUUCAAAAGGAUCUCAGUGGAUCAACCAAACCACAAUACGUGAUCUUUUUCGCCUCCCUCAAGCCUGAGACAAACGAAUCUUGGUGUGGAGAUUGCCGAAGCGCGGAAGGUCCCUUGACUGAGAAGCUUCAUGUAGCUGCAAAGGAGAACAGGGUUAAGCUUAUCUACGUAGGAUCCCAGGCUGAAUGGAGAGAUUUAUCACCGGGAAAGAAAAGUCUUUGGAGAGAUGAGCCAUGGGGUAUUGAUAGAUUGCCUACUGUGGUGAAAAUCACUGGGGAGAAAUGGGAGAAGUUGAUUGAGGAAGACUGUUAUAAUGAAAAGAAGUUGAGUGCUUUUGUCGAGGAAUAGUGAUUCCAAGAAAUGUGUGGAGUGUCCGUUUACAACUACUGCAGCUCUCGCUGUCACUAUAACUAAGUAUCAUGAAUAUUCAUUAUCGCACAUUGUGUUCUCUGCGUGCCUCUGUUGAACAUAAUCUUCGCAUUUAAUCUCUACUAAA
Molecule: messenger RNA, 538 nt
Organism: Botrytis sinoallii
Lineage: Eukaryota; Fungi; Ascomycota; Leotiomycetes; Helotiales; Sclerotiniaceae
Exons: 3
Coding region: 1-390 (129 amino acids)
Cellular component (GO): cytosol
Molecular function (GO): protein-disulfide reductase [NAD(P)H] activity
Source: RefSeq, a predicted model, not a curated record